AUGCCUCCACGCAAAAGCAUGGUGCCUUCCUCAAAGAGGCGCCUCGAAAGCGAAAGCGAAAGCGUUGAUCGGAGCGUGACGUCAGACAUCGCGACGCCCGAUCCUGCCUCGAAGAAACGCAAGAUUGACUGGGCCACCAUCGACCAGAAGAAGGUCUUCCCGGGCUUCAAAUUAUAUCCUGCGAAGAUCAAGACGCCAAAAGCAAACAGGAAGCAGAAGACGCGAAAGUCUACCGGCGGCAUACCUACUACUGGUGACACGGGAGGAUACAACAAAGAUGAUCCGCUAGACGCAGACAUCGUGCAGAAGAACCCGUUCUCUGAAAGCCAGCUGAGUGAGACGCAUUAUGUUGUCAGGCCCGCAGCAGAGUGGGAGAGCACCCAACGCUAUCGGAAGUUCACAAUCAGCGAAGCCGAGUUCCAAGUCGGCCAGACCGUUUUUGUCUCCAAGACUGAGGAAGAGCAGGAUGCCUCUAGCGCCAUCAAGGACUGGAUAGGAAAAGUGCUUGAAGUGCGCGCGGGCGAUGCUGCUCACGUCUAUCUAAGGGUCUACUGGCUCUAUCGACCAGAAGAUUUGCCUGACGGCCGACAACCACACCAUGCCGAUGGGGAGCUCAUCGCCAGCAACCACAUGGACAUCAUCGAAGCGCUGAGCGUUAUCGACAGAGCCACUGUCAUACACUGGGACGAAGACCUGGAAAAGUCGAUGCCGUUUAAAGAUCAGCUAUUCUGGAGACAGACAUUCGACGUGGGCAAGCCAAAGGGCAAGCAGUUGUCGAAGCUGCGUUCAAUGUGUAUUGAUAAGGCACCCUGCAAUCCCGACGAAGGCGUCGUACAGUGUCCUUCCUGCUCCAAAUGGCUACACUCCCGUUGCCUCGAGGAACGAGCGGUUGCGGAUGCGCAGGCGAACAACAAGACGAAAGGUCCCCGCAAAUCUUCCAGUACCGAUGUCGAUUUUUCCGCAACCCUCACCACCCUCGGCGAAUUGGGACCUACAUACCUUACAGUCACCGACCACCGGCCCAAGCAGGAGCCCAAACACUUUAACGUCGACAUCAAGUGCCUGAUCUGUAACGCGCUCAUAGAAGGGGCCGCCGAUGAUCUUCCACCCGAGAACGUCGCAUACGACCCUAUAAUCCUGCCCUCCCGAGAAGCAGCGCCUGCGAAACUCGAAGACGCAGACUCGGUGAUUGGCAAAGAUGAAAACACACCGGCCCCCGCGAGCCCGGCAGCUGCACCUGGUGAGAGCACCACCGAGCCUACUCCCGAGAAGUACCCCAGGCCAAGCCUUGGCGAAGCUCCAGCGGAGUUGGUGGAGUCCUCGAUUGAUAUGACUGAGGCCGUUUUCAAGCCGGAGGACCAGACACCUGCUGCAGCACUUGUCAGCAAGUCUGUGUUCCAGUCUGGCUUUCGCUCGAUCAAGAGGUUGCUCUGGAGGACCGAGGCUGUUUGA
Molecule: messenger RNA, 1452 nt
Organism: Parastagonospora nodorum SN15
Lineage: Eukaryota; Fungi; Ascomycota; Dothideomycetes; Pleosporales; Phaeosphaeriaceae
Exons: 2
Coding region: 1-1452 (483 amino acids)
Molecular function (GO): chromatin binding
Source: RefSeq, a predicted model, not a curated record